CCAACCCCCAGCCGGCAGCCGCCGAGCAAACCAGCUCAUCCGGUCGGUCAUCCACUCAUCCUCAUCCCCUGCUCAUCCGCCGAGCACCACCAGGCAGCAGGCUCCAGUCAUCGAGCACCAGCAGGAGCACGGCGCGCUGCCCAGUAGGAGCACGGCCAAGAGGAUGACGCCCGCAUCCUGCCUCUUCUCCUCUGCUACUGGAGCCUCUACUGCUAGGAGCACGGCUAGGAGGACAACACCCGCAUCCAGCAGGAGCACCAGCAGGAGGAGGACGCCCAUGCUGCUGCCGUUGAGCGAUGAUCUGAUGCGCCCCCAUCAUGGCUCUUCUCCUCCCUCACGGCCUCGCCUCGAUCUGCUGCUGCCGGUGAUCUGCUGCUGCCGGAUCCGAGCGCCGUGCCCACGGGUCACGGCCAGCGAUAUGCAGGGAUCAAGAAUCCAACUUUGAGAAAAAUUGCUCGAGAUGUAAAUGGCGCCGCCGGAGUACCAGCAGUACCUCGUGCAGGUGACCAAGUACCAGGCCGCACAGAACUGCAAGGUACGUAUGCACACAUGGUUACAUUUACUAUAGAACUGGAAUUAUAUUUUGAUGCAAAGGCUGCCAGGUCAUGGUGAUUUCACGUCCGUUAGGCUCGAGAGGUGGACUCAAACAUGACAUCCAAGUUUUGCAAGUUUUGAUGUUGGAUGUUAAAUUUCUAUGCUCACCCCUCGUUUGGUUAUUGAUGUACUAUUUCCAUCUCAUGUCACAAAUUUGGCAUAAGGAAUGGGUAUUGGUGGCUACUGACUGUGUUUGUUUCCACGUAUUAUACAUGUACAAUGGAACAGUUGAUAAUAGUUUUGCAUGAACUAUUGGUGUUGGCUAUCUAAAGGACAGAAAGGCAGACAUGAGCAACAGAUCCCGCUCCAUGGGCUGAAACUGGGAUUCGUGAUGGUCAGCUAAGCAUACCUUCGCCUUCAAAUUUGCGUAGCUUCGUUUUUAUUCUGCAAGUUGUUUGGUCUAUCGUUCAAAUGCCUUAUUAUUCUGCGAGCUGUUUUAAGACUGGGCCUCAAUUUUUUUCCAGGCAGAAAGUGCUACUGUCGCUCUCAAUUGUAGCGGUGUGGUACUGGGAUCCUUGCCAAUAAGUGUGUUUUUAGGGUGAGCCCGUCCAAGAUGCCCAUGCGUCCCCGCGCCCCUCGCCAGCUGAUGUCGUACUAGGCUAGGGGAUUGAAGAAGCACUUGAAGAGGCUCAAUGCGCCCAAGCAUUGGAUGCUCGACAAGCUUGGCGGAGCUUUUUUCAUGCUCUGCAAGGUGAGGUCUGUUCAGUUUGGCCAGAAAGGUAUCCCCUACCUGAACACCUACGAUGAUCGCACCAUCCGCUACCCCGACCCGCUCAUCAAGGCCAACGACACCAUCAAGAUCGAUCUAGAGACCAACAAGAUCAUGGACUUCAUCAAGUUUGACGUCGGCAACGUGGUCAUGGUGACCGGCGGGAGGAACACCGGGCGUGUAGGAGUGAUCAAGAACAGGGAGAAGCACAAGGGCAGCUUCGAGACCAUCCACGUGCUGCUUGGAGCUUUUUGCUAUGUCUAGUUUUUUCCUAUUUGUUGUACAAGAAAACAUAAAAUGGAAUUCAACUUUGGUGGCCGCAAAAGUUUAGAGACUUGAUUUCAUAUAAAGUUAGGCUGAACAUUACUGCAAACAGUUGUAUUUUAGUUUAGAUUUAGAGUACACUUAUGUAUGUGUUGUUUGACAAUGCUUAUUUAUGAUAUAUUGAAUGGUACUUAUUUAUAUUAUAUU
Molecule: messenger RNA, 1774 nt
Organism: Zea mays
Lineage: Eukaryota; Viridiplantae; Streptophyta; Magnoliopsida; Poales; Poaceae
Product: 40S ribosomal protein S4-3
Biological process (GO): translation
Cellular component (GO): cytosolic small ribosomal subunit; ribosome
Molecular function (GO): RNA binding; structural constituent of ribosome
Source: RefSeq, marked validated